Messenger RNA from Psylliodes chrysocephalus, 1140 nucleotides. The record is from the annotation of a GenBank genome assembly. Lineage: Eukaryota; Metazoa; Arthropoda; Insecta; Coleoptera; Chrysomelidae.
AUGACUGACAAAAAUGAACAAGAUGCGCAUUUAAGUGGCCUUAUUCAAAUUAAACGUGUAAGCCGAAGACGUCCAAGGGAAACACCAGAUGACAAAAGAAAAACUAAAUGUGCUUCAUUUUGUUAUAGUGUAAGGUCUGGCGGAAAACAUAUUAUACUGUGUCAAGAUGCCUUCGUAAAAAUACAUAGUAUAACCCCCGCGCGAAUUAGAAGACUUCAAAAUAGUUUAGUUACGGUAGGUAAGUCACCAAGAGACAAAAGAGGAUUGCAUAGUAAUAGGCCCAACAAGUUUUGCAACGAAGUCAUCUUCCUCACAGAAGCCCAUAUUAUGUCUUUUCAACCAAGGCAAUCACAUUAUUCUAUACGAAAAAACCCAAAUAUAUAUUACCUUCCUGGAGAGUUAUCUAUUAAAGAUAUGCACUCGAUGUUUGUUUCGGAAUACAAAAUAAACAUACCUUACAAAAUUUACUGGCACACAUUUAAGAACAAAUUCAGUAUCAAAUUUGGAUACCCACGAUCUGACACCUGUGCUGAAUGUGAUUCUUACGCACAAAAACUUAACAAUAAAGAAUUAAUGGGCGAAGAGCGUAAAAAUAUAGAGACUCAAAAAGAGCUGCACCUCAGAAAAGCUGAGGCUUUUUUUGAUUUGAGAAGGAAAUACAAGGCUAAGGCGCAGGCAGGUGAGAUAGAAUGUCUCACAUUUGAUUAUAUGCAAAAUCUCCCAUUGCCACACAUUCCUACUAACCCCGUUUUUUAUGCCCGUCAAUUAUGGUACUAUAUAUUUGGCGUUCACAAUGUAGCCACUAAUGAGGCUGCGAUUUAUACCUAUAGUGAAGGUACCGCUAAAAAAGGCUGCAAUGAUAUCACUUCAAUGAUUCUUCAUUAUAUAAACAACCACAAUUUUACAUCCAGAAAUUUAGUACUCAUAAGCGAUGGAUGCCCAGGGCAAAACAAAAAUUACAUAAUGCUCCAUUUUAUAUAUUUUUUGGUUCACGUACUUAAACUUUUUGAUGAAAUUUUAUAUAUAUACCCUAUUAGAGGACACUCAUAUUUACCUAAUGAUCAGGACUUUGCGUUAAUAGAGACAAAAAAAAACGAUGUGCAGAAAGAAUCGAAGUUCCCGAUGAGUGAGAUGUUCUGA